Messenger RNA from Trichophyton benhamiae CBS 112371, 1053 nucleotides. RefSeq lists its product as uncharacterized. The coding region runs from base 1 to 1053 and encodes 350 amino acids. The record is from RefSeq and is a predicted model, not a curated record. NCBI's taxonomy places the organism in Eukaryota, Fungi, Ascomycota, Eurotiomycetes, Onygenales, Arthrodermataceae. The transcript has a single exon.
AUGCUUCUUGUUUACUCUCUCUCUCUCCAUCAACACAACUCUCGUUAUCAUAUCAAGCAGUACAUUCGCUUCUAUCUCUUCAAGACUUUAUCAUACCCGUCAGGUCACUCGUUUCUGACACCACACUCGUUACGUGCACACGGCCAUCUAUAUCAUUCCUCAUUCAAGAUGAGUACCGACUCGGGAUACUGCAGUUUACAAUCUUCUCCAUAUUACAAGGAGCUGCAAAAUGGCUAUUUUACAGCUGUACCCGAUGUUUCAAGCGCUUCAUCGUUCAGCGCUUCCAACUCCCCAGUCUCGCUCCAGUCGUUCCAAACUGGCACGCCACCAGGCUCAAUUUCUGACAUUCUUGAGACUCGCAAGGAGGCCAAGGAAAUACUCCUGAUAUACCGUACUACCCUGGCUGAGCUUGAGUUAAGACGCAUGAGCGGCUCUCGGAAGGGGCUGCAGAGAUGGGUCGAGUACUGGACAAAUACUUACAAACCGGACUUUGCCCGUCCUCUUUGCCAAAAGAUCGAACUGGCCUGUCCGGAAAUCAACCGUAUCUUCAGGGAGGCCGCCCAGGAUGUCUACCAGAUCAUCAAUGAGAUUGACGCGUGCAUCACGUCCGCCUCUCACCAAGAUGAAGUACGAGACUUGAUGGCAAGCAUGAGGUGCCGUAUUCAUCGGAUUGUCAGUGAACGGCGGGUGCGGGCCAAUCAGCUCAUGGAAUGGCUUAGAUGUGACAUCGAGUCUACACCCGUGGAUAUACAGGACAAGAUGUUUGAUCGGUUAAAGAAGCAGGUCUAUGGCCUGGACCCAUCAGGCCAUUACCACCCUAACCCCGAGGAAGAGGAACGUGAGGAACGUCAGGAACGUGAGGACCAGGUGGAAGAAAAUCAAGAAGAGACUAUCGAGGAGCGCCUCCGACAGCAGAUGGGCCUUUUGAACAUGGCUACUCUUCCUGACAGUCUAAGGCAAGUUAUUGCAGUGGACAAUGCAAGGAGCCAGUGGGCGCAUUAUGCUACACAAGGAGAAACUUUUGCCAUGAACAACGCCGAGGGAGUGGCGUGA